AUGGCCAGAGAAACUCGAAACCAUCUUCUGGAAUCGACCAACGGGCCCAAGAGUUGCGACACAAGAACAGACACCGAGAAUGAUGACGAUUGUGGCAUGAAAUCCGGUGACUCGAACUCUGACACGAAUCGUGAUGGCACCAGAUCUGGCGACAGCAGUGGCAGUCGUGAGGAUGUCUCAAAUGAGUGUGCUGAGGUUGAGGUUGAAUCUCGGGUUGAUGAAAUUACCGUUGAUGAUAUUGAAGCUCAUGUGGCUGAUGGUGUCGCUGGAACUAUCACCUCUGGUGUUUCAGCUACAGAUGGCGUCGUCUACGUGACAUCUGAUCCCGAUGACAAAGAUGUCAUUCGGAUCGAAGUUAACUCUGGUGACUCAGUCGUGUCGACAGAGGCUCGGAUUGAUGAGUCUUCUGGGCCCGCGGUGGUCGAGUCUUCUGAACCCCAGAUCGAGUCUCCUGAGCGUCAGGUGGCCGAGUUUUCUGAACCCCAGGUUGAGUCUUCUGAGCGUCAGGUUGAGUCUUCUAGACUCCAGGUCGAGUCUUCUGAACCCCAGGUCGAAACUUCUAAACCCCAGAUCGAGUUUUCUGAACCCCAGGUCGAGUCUGACGAGCCCUCUACCUCAGCUAAAGCUCUAACACCCAAGACCCCCUCUGACUCGCCUGAGCCUGCGACUGCUUCUGGGUCAUCUGCGGAGUCAGUAGACGCUUUUGGUUCCGUUGCUGUUUCGAAGUCGGCUUCAGACACUGCUGAGUCGGAGACUGCUGCGGUGGAGACUGUUGACCCUACUGAGUUGGUCGCUGAAGCAUCCAACGCGGCUCCGUCUAAGCAUUCUGAUCCGGCUGGCCCGGCUGGCCCGGCUUGCCCAGCAAAGCCCACUACCCCUGUCAAUGAAGCCGAGUCACCUGCUGUCAAAACUGAAGCCCUGAAGUUUGAUGACAAGGCCGACUCAGAUGACGACCAUGGAUCACCUCAAGGCACCACGACCUCUGUGGAGUGUGGCAACUCUGCGAUUGACGAGUCGGCCGCAUCUUCAGACUCAUCUGAUAAUGAAUCGUUCCAUGAUGCGUCUGACGAGCAGGACUCAUACGACCGGCCGCUCGAGGAGGCCGAGGAGAUCAGCAUCAAGCUUGAGUCUGAGUACGACACUCCCAUGACCACUCCUGAGGACGGGUAUGAGUAUGUUAAGCCGCCGUAUGCCCUCAAACGGUCUGCUAGUGUGCCUACACGUGGAAAGUUGGACAGAAAAAAGCGGGCUGUGGCUUUCUCUAGCGACGAUGGUCGUCUCCCCACCAGACUGCUCAUUAUUGCCAUGCAUGGGAAGAUGGUUCGGAGACGCAACUGA
This is a messenger RNA of Yarrowia lipolytica CLIB122, 1338 nucleotides long. The record is from RefSeq and is a predicted model, not a curated record. NCBI's taxonomy places the organism in Eukaryota, Fungi, Ascomycota, Dipodascomycetes, Dipodascales.